CAGCGCGCCAUGAGCAGUCCUCACAAAGUACAUCCCUGCAUUUCUUUCGUUUCUUUUAGAUCCACCAUUCUCCUUUAAUCAUCCUCCAAAGCCACUAAUAUCCAUCUCUCUCACUUCCAAUGGCUUUGCUCCACUCCAUCACCACCCAAGUCCUCCAAACAUGCAAAGUUUCUCCUCCCCCUUCGCCAGCGGCGACACCACCAACAUUCUUCCAUGCACCUUCUUUGAUCUCAUCUUCAUGCACUUCCAUCCAGUUCAACGUGUCUUCUUCUAUGACUUCCCUCAUUCCUCUCACCACUUCAUCUCCUCCGAAUUCCCAAGCCUCAAACACUCCUUAUCUCUCACACUUUCCCGCUUUUACCCUCUGGCAGGAUGUUUGCUCAUGCAAGCCGGCGGCAAGCCGGAGCUUGUCUUCUCUGCCGGGGAUUCUGUGACUGUAACCAUUGCAGUGUCUUCUGAUGAUUUCCAUGAGCUCUCUAGUGAUCUUGCACGUGAGAUGUCAAGAUUUCAUGUGUUGCUUCCAAAACUCAUUGAGAAAGAAGUGCUUGCUAUUCAAGUCACAACCUUUCCAAACUCCGGCAUCAGCAUCGGAACAACAAUGCAUCAUGGAGUUGGUGAUGGUGCUACUUAUACUCAUUUCAUGAAGACAUGGUCGGCAGUUCAUCGGUUUGGUGAGCUUGCUGCCUUUUCAAUGGUGUUGCCGCCUUUUCUAGACCGGAGUAAGGUGAGGGAUGAUAGAGGCCUUGAGAGAUUGUUCAUGGAGGAGUUGGAAGAGUUCAAUGGUGGUGAUGGGCUUGACAAAUGGGAUCUUCAUGGGUGCAAUGAUGUUGUUCUUGCUACAUUUGUGUUUGGAAGGGAGAGAUUGGAGAAGAUGAAGAAGAAGACUUUGUCAAAUUGUUCGGUGUCUGCUUUGGCAUGCGGAUACAUGUGGUCUUGUUUAGUGAAGGCAAGAAAAGAUACGAGCAAGAUGAUGGUUCAUUUCGGCUUUGUCACUGGUUGUAGAGCAAGAAUUGAGCCUGCAUUGCCGACAAAUUAUUUCGGCAAUUGUUUAGGCAUAUGUUGUGUUGAAGCUGAGAGAAGUCAGGUUGUUGAUGAGGAAAGAUUGGUUGCAGCAGAGGCAAUUUGGGAAGUGAUCAAAGGGUUGGAAAAGGGAGUGAUGGAGGGAGCUGAUAAGUGGGUGAGUAAUGUGUACAAAUAUGCAUCGGAGAGGGCAAUGACUGUGGCAGGAUCACCGAAGUUGGGUGUUUAUGAGGUUGAGUUUGGUUGGGGGAAGCCAAAGAAGGUGGAUAUUGUGUCGAUAGAGAGGACUGGAGCGGUAUCCUUGACGGAGAGCAGAGAUAAUGAAGGAGGUAUAGAGGCUGGCCUUGCAUUGCCUCGCCAUGAAAUGGAGGAGUUUGUUUCUUGUUUUCUUAAUGGUUUCAUGGAAGAGAUUUAAUGGAGUUCAAUUAAGAAGUUUCAUUAAAAAAUUUGGAAGGACUGAAGUUUAUGUCCUUUAACUUCAAUUGGGAGAAAAUUGAACAACCAUGGCAUUGUUGUAAGGAUUCCCAUUCUAGUUUUCACUCGUAUAUUCCCUGUUUUCAAAUUGCAUAGAUUCUACUCUCCAUGUCAUUUUGGGAAGAAAAGGUUGUAAAAUUCCUUUAUCCAUGAACCAUACAAUAAAAAAUAAGGCAAGGCUGACAAAGGCAUUAUUCA
Dioscorea cayenensis subsp. rotundata (Guinea yam) is the source of this 1692-nucleotide messenger RNA. RefSeq names its product anthocyanin 5-aromatic acyltransferase-like. The transcript has a single exon. The record is from RefSeq and is a predicted model, not a curated record. The coding region runs from base 161 to 1435 and encodes 424 amino acids. NCBI's taxonomy places the organism in Eukaryota, Viridiplantae, Streptophyta, Magnoliopsida, Dioscoreales, Dioscoreaceae.